Protopolystoma xenopodis is the source of this 330-nucleotide messenger RNA. NCBI's taxonomy places the organism in Eukaryota, Metazoa, Platyhelminthes, Monogenea, Polystomatidea, Polystomatidae. The record is from the annotation of a GenBank genome assembly.
AUGAAAUCAUGUGUUGCAGCUCCCUCGGCUCCGCUCAAACUGAGGGUGGCCGGCUACAGCUUCAGUGAGAUCACCGUCGAAUGGCAACGACCAACCGUCUCGAACGGAAUUCUCGAAGGCUACAUCGUCAAGGUCGUCAACACGGUGACUGGAUCGACUGUGAUCAGGCUGAGUAUCGGACAAGCCGACAACCCGACAACCGUGUACAACUUGGAGCCGAGAACCAACUAUACGAUCACCGUGGCUGCUGUGACGCAGCCCAACACAGAGGGCAUGGGCGGAGGACAAGGACCGUUCAGCGACGGUGUCAACCAGACCACAGCUCCCGGA